Messenger RNA from Colletotrichum costaricense, 1968 nucleotides. RefSeq lists its product as uncharacterized. The record is from RefSeq and is a predicted model, not a curated record. Gene Ontology annotation, biological process: transmembrane transport. The coding region runs from base 1 to 1968 and encodes 655 amino acids. NCBI's taxonomy places the organism in Eukaryota, Fungi, Ascomycota, Sordariomycetes, Glomerellales, Glomerellaceae. The transcript has 8 exons. Gene Ontology annotation, molecular function: transmembrane transporter activity. Gene Ontology annotation, cellular component: membrane.
AUGCCUCCCCCAAAGGUCGAUACAGAAGCCCCUCCCGUCCCCGAAACCACUCCCUCCUCCCGAACCUCCGGCAGCGACGCCGGCGAUAGCCCCGGCUCCGGUCCCAACAACACCAAAAACACCUCCACUCCCACCGGCGGAGGAGGCCGCGCCUCGACCGCCGCCCUCCUCCGCAACCCGCUCGUCAGCCUCACGCACGAUGAGAUCCUCAAAGACGCAGACACCUUCACCGAGACAAAGGGCCUGCAGGAACACCGCGAGGUCUUUCGCAAGGGCGCUCUGGUCGCGCAGGUGAUUAACCGCCCCGACGGCUUCGAGUCUGUAGCCGCUCUCGACGAAGAAGAGAAGGCUGUUCUGCGGAAGGAGGUCUCGCAUCGUUGGCAUCAGCCUAUGUCGCUCUACUUCUUGUGUGCUCUUUGUGCGGGCUCGGCUAUUGUUCAGGGCAUGGAUCAGACAGCCGUCAAUGGCGCCCAGGAAUUCUACUACGAGACGUUUGGUCUCCAAGACGACCCAACAAUGCAGGGACUCGUCAACGGCGCGCCUUACCUCUGCUCCGCCCUCGUCGGGUGCUGGAGCUCGCCCAUCUUGAACAAAUACACCGGCCGCCGCGGUACAAUUUUUAUCUCGUGCUUCAUGUCCGUGGUCACCGGCUUCUGGAUGGCUGCCGCAGACAGUUGGUACAACCUCCUCAUCGCACGCUUCUUCCUCGGUUUCGCAGUCGGCGCGAAGAGCAGCACCACGCCCGUGUACUCUGCUGAGAGUACGCCCAAGACUAUCCGCGGUGCAUUGACGAUGAUGUGGCAGAUGUGGACAGCCUUUGGCAUCGCUUUGGGCUUCAUCGUAUCCGUCGCCUUCGCCAACACGGAUUUCCUCGGACCGAACACGCAAUGGCGCUGGAUGCUGGCUAGUACCUCCGUGCCGCCCCUCAUCGUCAUGGUACAGGUCUACUUCUGCCCAGAGAGUCCACGGUGGUACAUGGAGAAGGGCAAAUACCAACACGCCUUCCGAUCGACACUCCGGCUACGACACCACCCAGUCCAGGCGGCCCGGGACAUGUACUACGCCCACAAGCUUUUGGAAAUCGAGACGAGAGCCCGCAGCGGCCGCAACUGGAAGGACUUCUUCACCGUUCGUAGAAACAGGCGCGCUGCGCUGUCUUCGUAUUUUGUCAUGUUUAUGCAACAAUUCUGUGGCAUCAACGCCAUGAUGUACUACUCCACAAACAUCUUCGAAACAUCCGGCUUCGACCGCUCAACAGCCCUCCUCACCUCAAUGGGAAUGGGCCUCAUCAACUGGCUCUUCGCCCUCCCAGCCUUCUACACAAUCGACACCUUUGGCCGCCGCAAUCUUUUGCUAGUAACCUUCCCCCUAAUGUCCCUCUGCCUCUUCUUCACAGGCUUCUCCUUCUUCAUCCCCGAGGGAACAGGCCGCCUCGCCUGCGUCGCGACGGGGAUAUACCUCUUCGCAGCAGUCUACUCCCCCGGCGCGGGCCCCGUCCCCUUCACCUACAGCGCGGAAGCCUUCCCCCUACACAUCCGCGACAUCGGCAUGUCCUCCGCCACAGCGGUGACGUGGGGCUUCAAUUUCAUCAUCAGCUUCACCUGGCCGCAGAUGAUUUCUUCGUUUGGGGUGACGGGCGCGUUUGUGUGGUACGCGUGCUGGAACCUCGUCGGGUUUGUGGUAGCGUACUUCUUCCUGCCAGAGACAAAGGGCCUGACGCUCGAGGAGCUCGAUAGCGUGUUUGAUGUAAAGAGUCGCGACCACGCUGGGUACUAUGCUUCCAAGAUGCCGUGGUAUGCGAAGAAGUAUGUCUUGCGCCGGGAUGUUGAGCCGUUUCCUGCGUUGUAUGAGUUGGACGGGGAUGAUGAACCCGGGUAUCAUGAGAGAGGAGGAGAGCGCAAGGCUACUGUCCAUCAUGAUGAGACGGGCCUUGUUACGGGACAAUCUGCUGAGAAGCAGGUGCCGUAA